Messenger RNA from Hypomesus transpacificus, 5795 nucleotides. RefSeq names its product inactive tyrosine-protein kinase PRAG1. Gene Ontology annotation, biological process: protein phosphorylation. The transcript has 7 exons. The record is from RefSeq and is a predicted model, not a curated record. Lineage: Eukaryota; Metazoa; Chordata; Actinopteri; Osmeriformes; Osmeridae. Bases 430 to 4395 code for a protein of 1321 amino acids. Gene Ontology annotation, molecular function: protein kinase activity; ATP binding.
CCUCGGACACUGCAGGAUCAAAGUCGGUUGGUGGGGCUGCGCAUACCUCCGUUCUCCGGGGCAUUCCCCAGCAACCUGUCGGAUGUGGGAUAAAUAAACAUUCUACACCUUUGGAAAACCAAACAAGCGGCUUCGAUUGAGUUUAUCUGGGCAGCAUUUGCUGUUGCCAGGCAAUUGGUGAAGCAGCCUGACCAGAAGCCUCGACAGAUUCAUGAGAGAUUUGCAGGGCUGGUGGAGUAUUUGUCCAAGGCAGGACUUGAGUCUGUGUCAUGACCGUAGGUGCGGAACUGUGUAGGUGCUCGAAGCCUUUACGCAAGAAGGCUGUCUGCCCGCCUUGACACUACCAACCAUCCAAACAGCCAAUCAUGUUGGACCUCCCCGUCAGCUGCAGAGCCCACCUCCCCCCUCAGUAACCAAUCCCAAAGCAAGAUGUCAGCGUGCGGCGAGUUUGCAGAACACGUGUGGAAGCCCGGCUCGUGUAAGAACUGCUUCCACCCGCGCAGCGCCCACCCCGCCACUGGGGGCAGCAUAGCGCCAGCCUGCCUUAGGGUCAGCCAGGCAGGAGAGGAGGAGGAUGGAGUGAGCGUGCCCUCGCCCUACAGCAAGCCCACUAUUGCCGUCCGACCCACCAUGAUGCUAAACACAGACGCCAAUGAAACGCUGGCUGACCUGGGCGUGAGCUUGGGACAGGACCACCAGAAGAGUCCAGUGGAUCGUCUGGGCCUGAAGAAGAUGCUAGACCUGGCCCCUCUUUACAUAGACAGUAAUGGCUGCUCCAAAACCGUGAAGGAUGGUCCACUCCAGAACCCCAUGUCCCCCCCCAGAAAGACUGGUUACACCAGCCGAUUUUCCCCCGGACCGCUGUCCCCCUCUUCCCUGUUCUCCCCCCUGUCCCCGCCCCCCCUUCCGAAAGACUCCUUGGUGAUCAGUAGCGUCUUUGUCACCCACGGUGACGGGCGAGGCCCCCAGGGGCUCAGGGAGAAUGAGGGAGGAGGAGGAGGAGGAGGAGGGGAGGCCCACAGGUCGCAGGUGACCAGGAGCAUCAAGAGCCCUUUCCCCGCCUCCAACGGUAUGCUGACGCAGGGGUCCCCCGGCUCGCCGGACCCCCCCCAAGCCCAAGUGGGGAUGCCCCUGUCCAUCAGCAUCAUUACCACCCCCGCCCUGGCCAGCACCAUCCACUCUGGGAACGCCUCGUCCCAGCCCCCUAGCACUUCUCCCCCUCCGCCUUCCGCCUCGAGCUCCACCACUGUCACCCUGGACUCCAUCGCCCAGACUCCUCAGCCCCCUGGCCGCUCCUCUUCCUCCUUCCUGUCUGACCCAGCCAGCCUAUCAGACUGCAGCUCCUACCGCAGCAGCACAGACUCCCUGCCUGGGCCCGAGGGCUUUGAACCUCCAGGGCCAGACAGUCCAGGAAGCCCCUCGGCCUCCAGCCCCGGAUCGGAGCCUGGCGGCGGGCAGCCUGCAGACUCAGAGCCCAUCUACGCUGAGAGCACCAAGAGGAAAAGGAGGCUCCAGAGGGGGAUGGCCAGGCAGGAAGGGAGGCCCCAGCAGCAACUUAAGGAGGAGGUGGAAAUAGCAGGGGUGGAGAGCCAGAGGGCCAAGAUCACUGUAAUGGCCGCCCACACAGAGGAGAACAACCGGACGUUCUACCUGAGCAGCCCAGAUUCUGCUGUUAGCACCCAGUGGCCACACUUCAGCCCCACAGCCCUCAAGGACCCCAGCAGCCCGGCCUUCAGGUGGCCCAGCUCAGGCUCCACCUCCCUGGGUAUUGAGAACACCCUAGUCCCAGGCUCUAGCCCGGCCUACCUCCAGCCAAAGCCCCAGUCUAGCCCCCCAAUCCCCCCUAAGAGGAACACCCGCUCGCCCAAACUGGGCACCUCCAGCCUGUCCCCGGUGCCCCUCCCAGAUCUCCCCGCCCUCACCCUCCUCUCCCCCAAAAGAGAGGAGACCCAGGGGAAGCCCCCCACGGAGCCUCCCCUCGCGGCCCCCGAGCGCAGACACAAGUUCCACGGCUCCGCCUGGAGCUGGGAGGGGCGCAUCGAGGAGGAGGAGGAGGGAGAAGUGGAGAGGGAGAGCCUCAGGGAGAAGAGAGCCGACCAGGGAACGGCGCUGCUCAACGGGGGGGCCGGGGGGGCUGGCUGGAGGGAGGCCAGGGCUUGGAGAGUGUCGGCGGGGGCCCAGAGCGCCAGCAACCCCCCCCCUGCGCCUGGCACGGCCCAGGACAACAAUGGUACCAGUCAGGAGAGUGAGGGCGAGGGCAUCACCACAGAGGAGGUGGGCAAACAUAGCGCCGCCAUGCUGGCCAAGACAGCAUCUCUGCCCUCCGGAGCCCUGGAGCCCAGCCCUCCACCGCCCCCACCCAAGAAACACCACAGGGGGUGUGCUAAGCUGAGUCAGAGCAGUAUGGAUCUGGAGCGCUGCAGCCAGCUGGGUUCCGUGGAGAGUCUGACCAGCUCCUUCCGCGGCCUGGGCAGUGCCAGUUUGCCCUCUGCCUCCACCGACAGCCUGCAAGGAGACCCUGCCAGGCCGCCGUCUGAGACCGGUUCCCAGGAUGCGACGCGGCUUUCGUGCGCCUCUCCGUUUCCCAGAAGCCCCAUGGCCUCUCCGGGCUCCCCGCACCCCGACCCCUUCCCUAGCGGCAACAGCCACGGCAACCAGCUCCAGCCGCCGCCACUCCCGGAGAAGAAAACGGUCAGCCGCACCAUAUCUGCCCCUGACAACGCGGGGGGGAAGCCCCUGGUGCGCGCCUACCCCCGCCUGCCCUUCAGCGGCUCCGAGACCAACAUCUGCCGCCCGGAAGGGCCCCUCUCCAGCCUGCCCUCCAGUCCUCUGGAGCCCCGCCCCCUCUACUCGUCGAGCGACUCCCUCGAACGCUGCCACGCCCCCCAGGCCCGCCCCGCCCGCUCCCGAACCCUGGACGAGUCCCUGAAGGGGCGCGGCCGCCUGGGCGUGCACGGCCGCGGCAGCAUCACUUCCUCGUCGUCCCCGCAGCUCAGCGCGCCGCUCUCCGCCUCGGGCUCCGCCCUGCACCUGCACACGUUGCUCAGCAACAUGGACAGCCGCGAGGGGGUGUACUCCAAGCUGGGCGGCCUGUACGCCGAGUCCCUGCGGCGCCUGGCGCUCAAGUGCGAGGAGCACUUCACCCGGAGCCAGAGGAACCCGCUGCGCUUCGACGAGAGCAACUGGUCGCUGUUCAAGCUCACCUGCAACAAGCCGUCCUGCGCGUCGGGAGACGCCGUGUACUACUCCGCCGCCUGCGCUUCGGACCCCAGCAACGCCUACGCCGUCAAGAUCUGUAAGAGCCCGUCAGCGGAGGCACGGCAGGGUCACCUGUACAGUCUGUCCGUCCAGCAGAGCAUGCCCCCCCACUUCAACCUCCAGCAGGACUGCGGUCACUUCAUCGCCUGCGUCCCCCAGAGCAUGCUGCCCCCCGAGGAGGCCGUCCAGCCCCCCGCAGCCACCAGCCCCGCCCAGGCCGCCGGCCCCGCCCCGGCGGAGCGGGAGCGCGUGGUGGUGAUCACCCGCGAGGUGCCCCAGCAGAGCGCGGCCGACUUUGUGCGCGAGUGGGCGUCGUUCCACCGGGCCCAGCCCGAGGUGUACGAGCGCCGCGUCUGCUUCCUGCUGCUGCAGCUCUGCAGCGGCCUGGAGCACCUGAAGGAGCACGGGGUCACGCACCGCGACCUCUGCCUGGAGAACCUCCUCCUGGUCCCCCACCGACGGCACGCCUCCUCGCCGGCCGACGCCCACGACCAGCGGCUCCUCCCCCGCCUGCUCGUCAGCAACUUUGCCAAGGCCAAGAGGCGCACGGCCGAGGACGCGGCGGCGGCCAACGCCGACCCGCGCUUCAAGCGCGACCAUGCCCGCCUGGCGCCGGAGAUCGUGUCGGCCGCCCAGUACCGCAAGUUCGACGAGUUCCAAACGGGCAUCCUGAUCUACGAGCUGCUGCACCAGCCUAACCCUUUCGAGGUGAGCCCCACCCUGAGGGACCAGGACUACCGCUGCGACCAGCUGCCCCCCAUCCCCCCCCUGUCCCUCUACUCCGCCGGCCUCCAGAGCCUGGCCCGCCUGCUGCUCCAACCCGACCCCAUCAAACGCAUCCACAUCCUGGAGGCAAAGCGGGUGCUGCAGGGCCUCCUCUGGGGCCCCCGGAGGGACCUGCUGGAGCAGCAGUGGGACGGGGGCCCCGGGGGAGCCUCGGGGGCCGGCCCCCGCCACGAGGGCCUCCUCAAUUGGCUGGACGUGAAGCGAGCCCUGCUGAUGAUGAAGUUUGCCGAGCGCUCGCUGGAGCCCGAGAGGAACGCCGAGCUGGAGGACUGGCUGUGCUGUCAGUACUUCUCCUCCGCUCACCCGCUGUCGCUCUGUCACACGGCCGAGCUUCUUUACGCGCUCAAGUAGAGGCCCCCCCCCCCCCCCCCCCUCUGCGCACGCCUCGGACACACAGCUGGGCGUGCGUGAUCGGCCCUGGAUUGGGGCCUUUGUUGGAGCGCUACAGAUUGUCCCACACCUAAAUGGAGGAACGGCGUGAACCAGCGCGCCUGUCCGUCUGUCUGCCGUCCAAUCACGUGCAUGGAAGCCCACGGUCCCUCCCCUGACACCUCUACCACGUCCGACGGGAGCCGACGACACGUGUGUGUGUGGGGAGGACAGUGGCCCUCUAGAGAGGCCGGCCCUGCCUGUCCUCACGCGAAGCCGUUCUCGACAGUGUCGCGUCCUUAUUGACUUCCAGCUCUCUGCGCUGCGUUCAGAGCCGUAUGAACCAGUAGCAUCCUUCUGCCCGCUCUCUCAGCCCAGCUCUCGUUCACCUGAUUGACUGUAGCAGACGUUGCAGCUUGCUUGUCUCCUCUGAAUAGCGACACAUCACAGGCCAAGUGACAUACCUGGCUCUCUCUGUCCUCUGGAUAGUGCAUACAUACCAACUGAUGACGAAAAUGGAGUCUAUGACGGACAGUAGGAAUGAACAACUGAGAUCUUACUAUCUCUAGUGUGUGCUUCUUGUUCGACUCUGUUGCUCUUUUGUUCAGUUUGAUGGAGACUCACAGUGCCUUUUCUCCCUUGUGUCAGACUGGCAUCAUAGAAUUGUAAAUUGUAUUGAACUAUUCCGAUUAUUAUAUUUUGGCCAUGUGAAACAGGACUUUCACGGAGCGCGUGUUUGUGUGUUGGAGGAGACGGGCUGAACUUUGUGCAGAGAGUAUCUUAACAGAUGAAUGCUACUUAACAGCAGUGAAUGACCAGUCCAUGUAUUUAUAUUAUUCAAUCUGUUUACCCCGUAGCUGUCACUGGAACGCCUUUGUUUAGGUUUACUGUAUGUGUUGCUUGUUUUGUUGCUUGGAGCUGCCUUUGUUGUGUUGCCGGCUCAGUCACACCGGAUUUGGAUCCCUGGUUCCUCCUGUCCCAGCCCAGCAACACCGAACAGAUACCGUCCAGCCAGCCCUCUACUGUCAUGAUGUCCAGAGAAACCAGAACAUGCCGUCUAACGACUAAUACUCGUAUUAAUCCAGUUGGUUUGUGGAAGCCUCACCUCAAUAAACUGUAAAUAUGUUUUCACACGUGCUAACCAUGUCCCAGUCUGUCUGUGUGUGGUCACGGAAAAGAGGAUCCAAUCACGUUGCUUAUAGAACUAACGUGUUGUGACCGUAUGUGGGGGAGUGUGGUGUCAGAGGCACUACUAGAUGGUUCUGCAGGACUGAGCCAUGUGGGUUUAAAUCCCUCCUCCAGCCCUUCUCUGGUUCCCUUUCUCCCUCUUUACUUCCUUCCCCCUCUCUCAGAACCUCUCUAAAUAAAUCGAAUAACAAGUA